AUGAGGAUCAAGGGUAAAGAGCUCAAUGUCUGGGCUUGUGGGAAAACAUCUGGCAAAUUAGCUGGUAAACUAGGCCAGCCAAUACAACCAAAAGAAUUGACUAUAUUUUUUAUCCAUGGCUUGGGAUCAUCUCAGAACUAUUAUUAUGCCUUGCUACCAGAGCUUGUCAAAAGAGCCAACUGCAUUCUAAUGGAUACAGAAGGUUCUGCCUUGUCGAGCCUUGGUCCCCUAAAACCUAGUGUAAAUUCGAUUGUUGGAGACAUAAAGGAUCUUUUAUUAAGUUAUGGAGUAACUGGUAAACUGAUAAUUGUUGGACAUUCAAUGGGUGGAAUUACUGCUACUAAGUUUGCUGAAAAGUACCACUCUGUGUCGGGACUGAUUUUGAUAAGUCCCGUUCAUCCCAAUGAAACAAUUCAAAAAGUCAUGGCAAAUAGGGCCAAGACUGUUCGAGAGUCGAACUCAGUUAUUGAAAUUGCUAAUUCCGUGGCCGAGAAUGCUCCGGGAUCUCUGUCUACCUAUCUCCACCGGGCGUUUAUUCGAAGUCUGGUCUCCCAGCAGUCUCCAAGUGGAUACGCUGCGAUGUGCGAAGUUAUCGCCACAGCAGAACCUGCCGACUAUUCAAAAAUCAACAUACCUGUUCUUAUUUUGGUUGGCGAAGAUGACAAAACAGCUCCUUACGAAACGUGCAGCAAAGUCAUCGAACAUAGCCUCAGCGGUCCUACUAAUGUCCAUAAACUGCGUGGAGUGGGCCAUUGGCCUUGUAUAGAAUGCAGUGAUGACGUGACUCGAAAUAUAGUUAACUGGUUACUUGCAAAGGGAUUUGCCUAA
This is a messenger RNA of Sugiyamaella lignohabitans, 828 nucleotides long. RefSeq lists its product as uncharacterized. The record is from RefSeq and is a predicted model, not a curated record. The transcript has a single exon. NCBI's taxonomy places the organism in Eukaryota, Fungi, Ascomycota, Dipodascomycetes, Dipodascales, Trichomonascaceae. Bases 1 to 828 code for a protein of 275 amino acids.